Molecule: messenger RNA, 1357 nt
Organism: Trichogramma pretiosum
Lineage: Eukaryota; Metazoa; Arthropoda; Insecta; Hymenoptera; Trichogrammatidae
Exons: 3
Coding region: 117-1157 (346 amino acids)
Source: RefSeq, a predicted model, not a curated record
AGAUCUGUGUCAGUAGUGUCAGUAGUGUCAGUGGUCUCAACGCGAGUAGCGAAUCAUAUACGUAUUUACUCGUACGUAUAAUAAUCUUGGAAAAUUCGUACUCGUCGUUCCCAAGUAUGGUCGACGAUCCAUCGAGGCGGCUGGAACGUGCCGUAAGACCGAAUUUCUAUACUGUAAUCGAGAUUAUACAAUACCAUCCAAUCAUAGACCGAGUCAGUUAUCGCACAAUCUGUAGAGAAUGGCGAGAGGCGGUGGACGCGUCGUACUUUCGUGCGACUCCUCGGCAACUGAACGAGUUCCUGCGAGUCUGCGUCGACAGGCGGAUCGAUCCGGGUCCAAUUUUGCGUGGAAUUCGAAAAGGCUUUAAACUGUACGAGGAAUUCGAACUCGACGCGAAUUCUUUCUGCCGGAGCACGAGCCAAAGAUUGUUGAAGUUGGUAUGGUAUGAGAACCGCAGAUUACGAUGUCUCAAGCUGGAUCUGUCGAGGAUGCGAUUAGAGAUGGAACCGCUUCUAGAAACGCCGAGCCUCGAAGUUUUCGAUAUCACGAUACGAGAUAUGGACAUCGAUUUUUUGGCCGAGGUAGUGGGAAGGGCGGGAAUGAGGAAUCUCAAGAGUUUCACGUUGACCGUAGAGAUGGCCAAUCGCGGGAGAAGAUACAUCCAGUUCAAUUUGCGCAAUUUAUUGCGAGCACUACCCGAGACGCUGGGGUCGUUGAGAAUCGACUGCUUUCACGUGUUCGAGGCCGUUGAAUUGUUUCAGUGCAUCGCUCGAUUCCAAGAGCUCGAGAAUCUCUGGUUAGACUCGAGGCGCGAGAGGACUCCGAAUUACGUCAGCGAUCGAGGUUGGAAUUGCGAGAAUCUGCGCGCGGUGAUACGAGGGUCUUGGUCGCGCACCCUGAAAAGCCUUCACAUCGGCUGGUUGCCCGACAGCUGGGAAUGGCGGGUUCUGUACGAUUUGAGAGAACUGGAAGAGCUGUACAUCUGCGGUAUCAGGUCCAACUUGUUGCAUCCGAUAUGGAGACGGAACUUCGAAUCGCAGAUGAAGAGAAACAAUCCGAGGCUCGCCGAUGGUUGUUUCUACGUCGAGGCAUCUCCACCCGUGGGAAAUUACGAGGACGAAGGGUACAUGGAGUUUUUGAGGAGACACCGGGUUUAGAGAGUGAGACGAUGGAAGAGGAUGUUGAUUUUAUGUGAAUUCUUGACAAAAAAAGCACGUUUCGUGCAAUCGACCCUGUAUAGAAGUAAUUUAAUGUAUCGAAUUAAUCGAUAACGAGAGAAGUAAUUAUUAUAAAAUUUUAUGUCAAUUGUAACAAAAAAAAAAAUACAGCGAUCGUGUAACUAUUUGAAAAAAAUUUA